AUGGCCAAAUUGUUCCGCGCUGCUAUAAUGGGUCCUCCGGGAUCAGGUAAAGGAACCAUAUCAGAGAGAAUUGCGCAAAGCUUCGGCCUGCAGUAUUUAUCCAGUGGUCACUUCUUACGUGAGAGCAUAGCAGCCAAUACAGAGGCAGGAGUAGAAGUAAAGACAUAUGUGGAAAAAGGCAUGCUGGUUCCUGACCAUGUGAUGACCAGGCUGAUGAUGCCCAGACUCGAACGCCUAAGUGGCCAAAGUUGGCUUUUAGAUGGUUUUCCACGGACACUUGCACAGGCCCAGUCCUUAAACAAUUUGUACCAGCUUGACUUGGUGAUCAGUCUCAACAUCCCUUUUGAGACGCUUAAGGACAGACUGAGUGACCGCUGGAUCCACCCAAGCAGCGGUCGAGUUUACAACAUGGGUUUCAACCCACCACGAGUUCAGGGAGAAGAUGACAUUACUGGUGAGCCGCUGAUUCAGCAUGAUGAUGACAGACCAGAAGCUUUGAUGGCCAGACUGAGACAUUACAAAGAUGUGGCUAAGCCCGUCAUUGACUUAUACAAGUCACAAGGAAUCCUUCACUCAUUCUCUGGUACAGAAACAGAUCGAAUUUGGCCUUACAUCAACUCCCUCCUCAGCACUAAGAUGCAAUCACAGCCAUUUGAUGCCCAUCAAAGCCAGGCACCCUGA
Molecule: messenger RNA, 681 nt
Organism: Nerophis lumbriciformis (worm pipefish)
Lineage: Eukaryota; Metazoa; Chordata; Actinopteri; Syngnathiformes; Syngnathidae
Source: RefSeq, a predicted model, not a curated record